UAACCCGAUCCGGUCCAUAUCCUCGAAACAAAUCUAGGGUUUUAAAAGUGAGCUUGUGUAUAUUAGCAGCAACAGCCGCUCUUUCACUCCUCUUUUCAUUUCCGGCGACCUUUCUUUGCAAUUCAGCUAAAAUGACCAAGAGGACUAAGAAGGCUGGUAUUGUUGGCAAGUAUGGUACCCGUUAUGGUGCCAGUCUGAGGAAGCAAAUCAAAAAGAUGGAAGUAUCACAGCACAGCAGAUACUUCUGUGAAUUUUGUGGCAAGUAUGCAGUGAAGAGAAAGGCAGUUGGAAUAUGGGGUUGCAAGGACUGUGGCAAAGUCAAAGCUGGGGGUGCAUACACCUUGAACACCGCUGCUGCUGUGACAGUUCGGAGCACAAUUAGGCGGUUGAGGGAGCAAACUGAGAGUUGAAGAUAGCAUGAUGUUUAAUUUGAUGUUUUUUCCCAAUAGUCUUGUAUGAAGACAUGGUUGUUAUUAUCAACAAUUUUGUUUGGGUUCCAGAUACUUAUUACUUAUGCAAUGGAGAUAAUUGGAUGACAAUAUUGAAUUUGAUAUUGCUAA
Daucus carota subsp. sativus is the source of this 560-nucleotide messenger RNA. RefSeq names its product large ribosomal subunit protein eL43. Gene Ontology annotation, cellular component: ribosome. Lineage: Eukaryota; Viridiplantae; Streptophyta; Magnoliopsida; Apiales; Apiaceae. Gene Ontology annotation, molecular function: structural constituent of ribosome. The record is from RefSeq and is a predicted model, not a curated record. Bases 132 to 410 code for a protein of 92 amino acids. Gene Ontology annotation, biological process: translation. The transcript is spliced from 5 exons.